AUGAUAAAUUGUUAUCGAUCGGAUAUUGAAACAGCUUAUCAUUAUCUGUUAUGGGCAAUGCGUUUAAGAUAUAAAAAUCCAAAGGUACCAAUUCUCAAAAACAAUCUACUAUUUCCAAUUGAAGCCAAUGGAUAUUGUACUGAAUGUCAAACAAUUGCAGAGUUAAUAUCAAUAAGAAAUAAUCCUAAUCGCAUGAUUAUAGAAUGUCUUAUGAUACGUGAACGAGUAGGUGUUACGUCGAAUUUUUUAUAUUUACUUGAUCAUCAGGCUGAUUUAUGUGGAUAUAAUUUAUAUUCAUUUGAUUAUAACACUUAUUUACGUGGAUCUGAAGAAUGUCAGCUCGCUAUACGACUAUGGCUACAUGCAUAUCAUUUAAGCAUACAAACACAAAUUAAUUUAAAUAAAUGUGUAUCUUAUCUGGAGAAAUGUGCUAGAAUUAUGGGUGAAUUGAUCAAUCGUAAGAGAACGAAAGAAAUUCAAUUCGAUAUAUUGAUGAAAGUAUUAGAAGCAACUGAAAAUGAAUAUCAAAGAAAUAAAAAUCUUGAAUCGACAUUGGAUGUCGAACGAGAAAAUGAAAAUUUUUCUUGCUCAUCAAGUGAAGCCGAUGAAACUGUGGGAAACAAUGGAGAUAAGUGUUUAUAUGUUAUCCUCAAUCUUCUCUUCA
This is a messenger RNA of Rotaria sp. Silwood1, 664 nucleotides long. The record is from the annotation of a GenBank genome assembly. NCBI's taxonomy places the organism in Eukaryota, Metazoa, Rotifera, Eurotatoria, Philodinida, Philodinidae.